Messenger RNA from Morone saxatilis (striped sea-bass), 525 nucleotides. RefSeq names its product gamma-crystallin S-1. The record is from RefSeq and is a predicted model, not a curated record. The transcript is spliced from 3 exons. Gene Ontology annotation, molecular function: structural constituent of eye lens. Gene Ontology annotation, biological process: lens development in camera-type eye; visual perception. NCBI's taxonomy places the organism in Eukaryota, Metazoa, Chordata, Actinopteri, Moronidae. Bases 1 to 525 code for a protein of 174 amino acids.
AUGGGGAAGAUCAUCUUCUAUGAGGACAAGAACUUCUCUGGGUCCCAUGUUGAAUGCUGCAAUGAUUGUGCGGACCUGCUGUGCCUCCUGAACUGCUGCAACUCCAUCAAGGUGAAGAGCGGCAGCUUCAUGAUCUAUGAAAAACCCAACUACAAUGGCAACCAGUACUACCUGAGGAGAGGAGAGUAUCCUGACUUCCACCACUGGAUGGGUGUCACUGAAUGUGUCAGUUCCUGCCGCCUCAUCCCCCAGGAGGCUGGGCUGUUCAGCAUGCGCCUGUAUGAGCGGAUCGAGUUCGGUGGUCAGAUGAUGGACCUUGUGGACGACUGUCCCAGCGUCAUGGACCGCUUCCACAUAAACGACAUCUUCUCCUGCAAUGUCACCAGCGGCAACUGGCUCUUCUAUGAGCACCCAAACUACCGUGGCAGGAUGUACCUGAUAAGGCCUGGAGAGUACAAGAGGUUCAGUGAGUGGGGUGGCAGGAACGCCAGGGUCGGCUCCAUCAGACGCAUCAUGGACUAUUGA